Molecule: messenger RNA, 1514 nt
Organism: Capsella rubella
Lineage: Eukaryota; Viridiplantae; Streptophyta; Magnoliopsida; Brassicales; Brassicaceae
Product: E3 ubiquitin-protein ligase SIS3
Exons: 10
Coding region: 216-1292 (358 amino acids)
Biological process (GO): sugar mediated signaling pathway
Molecular function (GO): ubiquitin-protein transferase activity
Source: RefSeq, a predicted model, not a curated record
AAGUUUCUUCAUCGCAAUUUUGCAACUUGUUGGCUCCAAAUCUUCUCCCUUUUCUCGCUUUCUCUCUCACUCUCAAUCCUAAUCCCCUUAGAUACUGAAUCAGCUCACGCUUUCGACAAUCGAUUCCGCCAUUUUUCUUAUCCUUUGUCUCAAAAUUUCACUCUCUUCCUUUUUUUUUUUUCUUUUUUCUUUUUCUCCACCUCUACCUCACUCUAAUGGCGAUGAGAGGUGUCGAUUUCAAGUGGUAUGAUGGGUUCUUCUUGUCGAUGCUUGCGACUAGUGUCAUCAUUGUAGCUGUCAAUUGGAAGAGAUAUCUUUCGUGUGAAUACCCUUUGCAUAUAUGGAUAGUGGUCGAUUACACCACUGUGUUUAUCUUCCGAGUCUUCAUGUUUGUUGACAAUGGUCUUGCUGCUGGACUUGGCUUGGAUUUUGGAAGUCAACAGCGGAACGCCAUGUUUUGUGGAAGAGUGGUAGUCCUAUCUGUCCUGUCUCUGCUGCUGUAUCCAUUUUUGUGGGCUUGGACUGUAAUCGGUUCACUAUGGUUCUCUAGGGCGAAAAUCUGUUUACCUGAAGAAGGCCAAAAAUGGGGUUUUCUUAUUUGGCUGAUGUUCAGCUACUGUGGCCUCCUCUGCAUUGCUUGCAUCUGUGUCAGAAAGUGGUUGACACGAAGGCAGGUACACGUAUUACGUGCUCAGCAGGGUAUUCCGAUUUCAGAGUUCGGGAUUUUAGUUGACAUGAUUAGGGUACCUGACUGGGCAUUUGAAGCCGCAGGCCAAGAGAUGAGAGGCAUAAGUCAAGAUGCUGCUACAUACCAUCCUGGACUUUACUUGACUCCAGCUCAGACUGAAGCUGUCGAGGCACUCAUUCAAGAACUUCCAAAGUUCAGAUUAAAAGCUGUCCCAGAUGACUGCGGUGAAUGCUUAAUCUGCUUAGAGGAGUUCCAUAUCGGCCAUGAGGUUAGAGGUUUACCUUGCGCCCAUAAUUUCCAUGUGGAGUGCAUAGACCAGUGGCUGCGUUUAAAUGUGAAAUGUCCCCGGUGCCGGUGCUCGGUUUUCCCAGACCUUGAUCUCAGCGCAUUAUCCAACCUCCAGAGCUCAGGAACAGAACAACCCCCACAAGUGAACACAGAAACGACAGAAGCUAGAUACAUAAGAAGCCAACUUCAAAGCGAGAGCUACUUUUUGAGACUUCAAUCCCUAAUCCACCCAGUCCACACAGAUACCGCUCUGGAGACUGCAGAGAAUGGUGGGGUUCCACCUGUCUCGACUGAUCUAUCUCCAUCCCGGAGAUGAGAGAAAGAAAUGAGCCUGUGGAAAUUUUGUACUCAAAACGCUAACUCUUGACUGAUUUGCCUACCCAUUCCUUGUCAGCUUCAACAGUCUUGAAAUGUAAAUAAAUCGGGUUUACAUAUGGUAAGGGUGAAGAAUUAUUCAUGUCCAAACUCUGUCAUGAUAGACAUUGAUCAGAUACCUUUUACUUGGUUAAUGGUUUCAGGUGAAGACCAAUUUUUUCAA